AACUGUUUACUUUUUGGUUUCCCGAGAUUUCCGAACAGCUCAACAAAUCUCUGGAUUUCCAAAAAAUAAUCAUAGCUGCUGCAUUUGGCGACAUUAGUUUUAAGAUUGCUUAAGUUUUUACCUGUGAUACAGAACGACAACAGUGCACUAGGUUUCGUUGGCCGUCCGGAAGACGUGAUACAUUUUCAUCCCCGGUCCUGCCCCAUAGAGAAAUUUGUUUUCUUGUUUUUGUGUUUACGACACCCUCAAUAACUUGUGUUUGGAUUGAAAUUUUGUAAGAAAAUAAAGCAGGAUGGAUCAACAGCGGUUCCGGACGGGUGAACGGAUCAACAAUAUUUCCACCAACACCUUCCAGAUUUGGGAAACAACAGUCCGUCUGGCUCGGAUUCGUACCCUUAUGGAUCAUUUGUGCGCUGCUAAUGACGAAAACGAUGAGCUAAUUUACUGCCUGCGCGAACCGAACGAACCUAUCGAUGACACACCGGAAGAUGCUAGCACUGACACCGAUCCGGACGAGGAGGACAGUUCAAUUAAUUCCAUCAUCAAAGAUAUUCGCUCGCGACCACGCACCCGUGGUGCCGUCAAGAUGAUAUUCUACAACCGGCUGGCGAUGAUCUCGGACAAGCUGGCCCAGGACAUUAAAUUCCGUUCGGAGAAUGCAGAGUUUUUUGACGAUCUCGAGCUGGUGUUGAGCAGGAUGAGUGACGAAGCGGCCGAGAUCACAAAGCGAGAAAUUAUGAAAUAUUUGGCCGAAGCUAAGGAACGGCUAGCCAAGAAAGGUCGGGAACGGCAACAGAUGCUUCAACAACAACAACAGCAGCAGCAACAAAGUUCUAGUAGUUCUGCUUUUUAAAAUUUAAGCGGAAUAUUUUUGACAAAAAAAAAGCAAAACAAACGGUCAAAUCUAAAUCUUCUCCUAGGUUUUAAACGCGCUAAUUUCCAAGGAAAUGAACGGUAUGCUAGUUGAAGAAUGUUACGAGAAGAGGAAAAAAAAUCAUCUACUCGACUCUUUGUAUAAGUGUAAUCCAUUCUACAUAUUUCGAUCGUCAGUUUUCUGUCAUAAUUGAUUGAGUUUAUUUUCCCAUAUUUGUUUAUUUAUAAUUGUUUGCAGAAUUAUUCCGAUAAAACUGAUUUAUGAAAAAUUGA
This is a messenger RNA of Ochlerotatus camptorhynchus, 1146 nucleotides long. RefSeq lists its product as uncharacterized. NCBI's taxonomy places the organism in Eukaryota, Metazoa, Arthropoda, Insecta, Diptera, Culicidae. The transcript has 3 exons. The coding region runs from base 293 to 853 and encodes 186 amino acids. The record is from RefSeq and is a predicted model, not a curated record.